AUGCGGCUGAGCGCGACCAUCCCCACCAUCGAGCAGCUGGCAACCUCUGCGGCCACCUUCCUCACGGCCAUGGGCUACGACAAGGUACACCUGAUGGGCCACUCUUACGGCUCCAUGGUGGCCUCGCGCUUUGUGCAGCUGCACCCCAAGGCAGUCACCACCCUGACACUCCUGGACCCUGUGUGCUUUGGCAUGUUCAUGCCGACACUGCUCUACACGUUCCUGUACUCCUUCCCUGCCAGCGGCAACAUCAUCAUCGACGCCGGCAUGUACUUUGUGUCGCGCGAGCUCCACAUGACAGCCACCUUCUGCAGGCAGUUCUACUGGAGCGACUACAACCUGUGGCCCGAGUACCUGCCCCGCCACACCCUGGCCGUGCUGGGCGGGAAGGACCGCCUGUGCCAAGCCGAGGAGAUCCGCGUCUGGCUCGUCAAGGAGACGAACGCGCGGCUGAUGUACGACCCCGAGGCCGUCCACGCGGCCAUGCUCAUGCAGCCGGGCUACAUCGGGCAGAUCCUUCGCGAGUGGUGGAUUAUGGUAGGGGAGGCCGAGGCCGAGGUUGAGGCUGAGGCGGAGGCCGACGGCGCAGCGGCGGGCACGGCGAUUGCGGAGAUCUAUGCGCCCACAGCAGCCGCAGCGGAGCCCCCACUUAUCAAAGCGAUCGCCGCCAAGGAGGCGGCCGUCGCCGAGGCCGUCGCUGCCGAUGGCGCCGCGCGGCACGACCAGCAGCAGCAGCACCAGCAGCACCAGCACCGGCCGCCGCAGCACCCCCGCGAGCGCGCGCGGCGGCGGCCCAACCCCUUCUUCAGCACCGCGCACGCGCACGCGGCCGCGGGCAGCGGCGUCUCCGCCGCCAAGAGCGCGGCUGGACAUGGCGCAUUCGUGCCGCCCCAGGCAUCUGAGCCCGAGGUGGAGGGCCUGAUGCGGCAGCUGCGCCAGCAGCAGGAGCGCGUGCGCGCGCAGGAGGAGGCAAACCUGGCGGCCGCCCGGCAGCUGCUCGCCAUCGCCGAGGCGGUCCGCCGCAGCCAGACCGCGCCGGCCGGCGGCGCCGCGGGCGCGGCGCCGCGCGACGCAGACGGUGGCGCCAGCAGCGACGCCAGCAGCAACCUCGACAGCGCGUCCUCAAUCGACUCUGACACCAUCGCCGCGGUGUUCGCACCCGGCGCGGCGGUCAGCGGCGGCCUCGCGCGGCAGUACAGCGGCACCGCGCUCGCGCGCGAGGGCGGCAGCGACAUCGCCGUCCUCGACGGCGGCCGGCUGUACUCGCCGCUCCUCGCGUACGCGAGCGCCGCCAUGGCAGCGGACGACGCCGCCGGCCCGCGGCGCGGCACCCGGCGCGCGGCCGCGGCGCGCCACGCGCUGCGGGAGAGCCCGAGCGGGCUCGGCGGCGGCGGUGCGGCGUUUGGUGCGGGCAAGCCUGGGCUGUGGGACAGCGCGAGCAUCGACCUGGGGGCCCUCGCCUAUGGUGGCGGCGCGUUUGCGCGCCUGGCCGCCGGCGCAGGGGACGACGCGUGGUGA
Molecule: messenger RNA, 1518 nt
Organism: Monoraphidium neglectum
Lineage: Eukaryota; Viridiplantae; Chlorophyta; Chlorophyceae; Sphaeropleales; Selenastraceae
Exons: 5
Coding region: 1-1518 (505 amino acids)
Source: RefSeq, a predicted model, not a curated record